UAAUUCGUGCUAUUUGAGUGGAUGGAAAGUUGAAUAGCCCAGCGAAGGAUGGCUCUGUGGGUGAGGAGUGGAGGUUAUGGUGGGAUCCGGCGUUUUCCGGGGAUAUUGCUACCUCGUCCACUUGUGGCAGCAGAGAGAGCAUGGAAGAAGGGCAUCGAGAGGAAGGGAUGGGUAAGGGCGAUGCGCUGUUCCUUGCAAUGGGAAGCUGAUACCCAGCCUCGUGACGAGGUAAGGGAGAUCGUGAUGGAGAAGGGCGAGCAGCAUAUUGGAAUUAAUUGCGACCUUUGUAAUGGUAUUGGGUGGUUGAUUUGUGAUUUCUGCCAAGGACAAAAGACAAAUGUGAAGUCUGAGAGUAGUAGCCGUUUCUAUCGUCGCUGCCCAUAUUGUAAAGCUGUGGGAUUAGUUUUAUGUCCAAAAUGCAAAGUUUUCAAGUGUGUAACCUUCCCAGAUGUUAGCGACAGUAAGGCCGACCACUAAAAGGGCAUUUUGGAACUUGCUUUGGAUGACCAAGGAGACUGCUGGAUGCAUGGAAGGUUCAUGCUAAGGCUUUUUCUAUCAACGGCUGAGGAAGAUGCAAGAAACUUGCCUUCAUUCAUGCAUCCUUGGGUAUAGCCACAUGUGGGGGAAGCUUCCAUGCAGAUUGAAUUCUAGACAAAUAUUCAUGGACCUUUGCAUGACUGUCCACUUAAGCCCAUUUUAUACCUUUUUGCCCAUCAAAAUGAGAUUCUUUGUAUUCAAAGUGACUGUUAAACUUAACUUUUGAUUAUUGCUUUAGAAGUUAUGUACAUAGCUUGAUUUUAGCUUGUAAUGAUUAUAUUUUGGGAUAUAAUUGACAAUUUGCUCUUGUUAA
Messenger RNA from Dendrobium catenatum, 850 nucleotides. RefSeq lists its product as uncharacterized. The record is from RefSeq and is a predicted model, not a curated record. Lineage: Eukaryota; Viridiplantae; Streptophyta; Magnoliopsida; Asparagales; Orchidaceae. Bases 49 to 477 code for a protein of 142 amino acids. The transcript has 4 exons.